CGCUCCGAGGCAGAGCAAGCAGGGACGGCUGCAGCGAAGGGCCAGCGAACAGAGGAGCCUCAGGGGACGGAGGGGAGGAAGGAGGGAGGCGUUUCGCUGCAGGAGCAACGAAAACGAGAGAGAGAGACGCGCGCUUCUUGGAGCCGUCGGAGGAAGUGCUGCUAGGUUUUGAUCGCAGAAACUCUUCUCCCGCUUCUCACAAAGUCGAGCAAGAAGAAGGGCUCCGAGCCGGGCGCGACCGCCUUGCUCUGGCCGAGAUCUCUAGGGGCUCAACUCCAGACAUUCUAAUCCCCGCUGCGGACUCUCUGAGCCAGCGGGCACGAUGGAUCCUCAGGAUGGCCAAGCGCUUUCUGCUUUCUUCCUCGUUAUCAUAGCGGCAGAUCCAAGAUUUUCCUAACCUUCUGGAUUCCAAAUGGACUACUACACCUAGCAUUACUAGGCUGCUAACUGAAUCAUUACCACUACACAGGGGAGAAGUAACUCAAUUUUUCAGCUACUACCUCUUUUAAAGAGGUUGAGGAGACUGAUUUUCAGCCAGAGUGACUUAGGUUGCAAUCCAGUACAUGUCUACUCAGAAGUAAGCUCCAUUGGGUUCAGUGUCACUUACUCCCAGGCUUAAAUAUCUCCUGUGCCUCUUCAACUAGUGUACCUACUCCCUCAAACAUAGCUACCUCAGGAACAACAGAACCCAGCGAUCAAGCUGCCCCAUCAAGCAGCAGCAUGCAUUUGGCCACCGUGCCAGUAGCUGCAACCCAGAUGGUUCUGUCCCUCAGGGCCACAUUGAGAUUUACAACACAGGAUAGCACCACCACAUCUGCCACCACUAUUCCAACAGUGGAAACUCUGACUACAACCCCACUUUCAAAAAUAACCCCCACGAAUAGUUCGCAGACUGGUUUACCACCACAGGCAAAUGAUGGAUUACAAAUCAAAAACGACACAUUGGCGACGUCAGUUGCCAGCCCAACAACAGUCACCGUUCCCCACUCAGAAAGCCCAGAAGCCACCUCUUCGCAUCCAAUAAAUGGAUCAUCCACCAUGAUUGCUUCUACUGAUACUACAUACCUAAGCAUUGCUGGCAUUACCCAGUUGUCAAGUACAGAAACAUCAGCAGUAAUUGUGUCCACAAGCAAAAAACCCCCUACCCAAGAGGCAACAUCUGGAGCGACACCUGGAGCAUCAACCUUCCCAGGAUCUGUGAAAGGAGUUACAUUUUCACAAGUGACUCUGUCAAGUAAAGCUCCGCGAGAGACCUCUCCUCCUGGCAGUACCACAUUCUCUUCAGGAGUAACCAUCCAAGAAGUUCAGCGUGGGUUGAGUUCAGCUCUCUUGAGGCAAGGACAAUGUGGAAGCAUCGCAGCUAUUACUAUAACAGUGAUUGCAGUGGUUCUGUUGGUGUUUGGAAUAGCAGCAUUCCUGAAGAUCAGACAUUCUUCAUAUGGAAGACUCUUGGACGAUCAUGACUAUGGAUCCUGGGGAAACUACAACAACCCUCUCUAUGACGACUCUUAAAUUGAAGAGUGUUAAAGCCAAAAACUGCUCUAGUAUUUAUGAAGCACUUAUUUCACUAAAAGUGCCAUGGCCUGAUA
Rhineura floridana is the source of this 1589-nucleotide messenger RNA. RefSeq names its product prostate androgen-regulated mucin-like protein 1 (gene PARM1). Gene Ontology annotation, cellular component: Golgi apparatus; early endosome; late endosome. Lineage: Eukaryota; Metazoa; Chordata; Lepidosauria; Squamata; Rhineuridae. Bases 721 to 1512 code for a protein of 263 amino acids. The record is from RefSeq and is a predicted model, not a curated record. The transcript has 6 exons.